AAUCUUACAGACACAGAGUGCCGCUUCACAAACCCACAGACUUCGAGAAGAAGAUACUAUUGUGGUCAGGGCGCUUCAAGAAGGAGGAAGAAAUCCCGGAGACGAUCUCGUUUGAGAUGCUUGACGCUGCAAAGAACAAGAUCCGGGUGAAGGUCAGCUAUUUAAUGAUUGCCUUGACAGUGGCAGGAUGCAUCUAUAUGGUUAUUGAGGGCAAGAAGGCAGCAAAAAGACAUGAGUCUUUAACAAGCUUGAACCUGGAAAGGAAAGCCCGUCUGAGAGAGGAGGCAGCUAUGAAGGCCAAAACAGAGUAGAAGUAUUUGUACUGGAUUUGGAAAACCUGGGAGUAAGGUUGCUAUAAGAAGCCUGCAUUGGAAAGAAUGUGAUAUGAGAGCCACUUUGCAGACAUACGCUUUGCACAGAUUUAUUUCACUUCCCUAUUUCUGCUAUAAAGGAACAAAUAAAUUUUCUUAAAGAAUGA
Cricetulus griseus (Chinese hamster) is the source of this 478-nucleotide messenger RNA. The record is from RefSeq and is a predicted model, not a curated record. NCBI's taxonomy places the organism in Eukaryota, Metazoa, Chordata, Mammalia, Rodentia, Cricetidae.